Adelges cooleyi (spruce gall adelgid) is the source of this 1284-nucleotide messenger RNA. It is a transcript of the gene Aos1, whose product is annotated as SUMO-activating enzyme subunit 1. Gene Ontology annotation, molecular function: SUMO activating enzyme activity. Gene Ontology annotation, biological process: protein sumoylation. The record is from RefSeq and is a predicted model, not a curated record. Lineage: Eukaryota; Metazoa; Arthropoda; Insecta; Hemiptera; Adelgidae. Gene Ontology annotation, cellular component: cytoplasm; SUMO activating enzyme complex. The transcript is spliced from 7 exons. Bases 217 to 1116 code for a protein of 299 amino acids.
GGACGAUUUAUCGUUUACCGCCGUUUUACGCCGGGUUCAUAGCAGUUAUUUUUUUUGGUAAGUAGUGAGUAUAACGAUAAAAAAAAUUUAUUAAACCCGACUAGAUCAAAUACUAUACAGUACUCACAGUAGUUGACUAGAUCCUGUUCUUCAACCGUUAUCGUUUUUUAGUGCUACCUAAUUCUUAUUGAUUUUAAUAUCUUUUACCUGUUUAUAAUGGCGACAGAAGUGGCGGAAAACGGUGGAGAUGUCCAGCUGACAGCCGAUGAACGUAAAGUGUACGAUAGACAAAUUCGUCUGUGGGGUUAUGACGCUCAAAAAAAACUGAGAACGUCAAAAGUGUUGCUGAUUGGAUUGCAAGGAUUGGGUGCCGAAAUUGCCAAGAAUCUAAUAUUGAGCGGCAUUCACUCUAUUACAUUGAAAGACCACACAGACGUUUCGAUUUUGGAUACGUGCUCGCAAUUUCUCAUUGGCCACGAUAGCCAAGAACGAAACCGUGCCAAAGCUAGUGUCGUCGCGGCUCAAAAGUUGAAUCCCAACGUGGUUGUUACCGCUGACACCACACCUAUUGAUGAAAACGAUGAAAACUUUGUCAAAUCCUUCGAUGUUGUCAUUGCUACAGAAUGUUCUCCUACCAUUUAUGAAAAACUCAAUAAGCAUUGCAAGCAAGCUAAUGUUAAACUGUUUAUAGCUGACGUAUAUGGAUUGUUUGGUUAUAUGUUCCAAGACAUUGGUUUUAAUCUUUCUACGUACGAUACUGUGUUUCCAAAUUAUAGAACGUCUUCUUCUGAAAUUGAAUGCAAAAGAGAAAUCGCAUACUACCUGACAUCGUCUUUAUUGAUGUUCUAUUGUUUCUUCAAACGUAAGCCAAACCCAGAGACGUGCGAAGAAGACAUUGACGAGUUAAAAUCGAUCAUUUCUUCCUUGGAAGGUGCUUCAGAAAUACCAGACGAAUAUUACAGUGAACUGUUUUGUCAGUUGAGUCCAGCUACAUCUAUUGUUGGAGCUAUGGUUGCACAGACGGCCACAAACGCAAUUAUGGGGAAAUCAUUGAAAAACUACAAUUUAUAUUUCUACGAUCACAUAAAUCAUCAAGGAAAAUUCGAAAAAUACUGAUUUGUCAAUUAAGUUACUAUUAAAAAUCCAUAAUUAUGUAAGACAAUAGUGUUUAAGACGGAGUAAAUUGUCCUUAUCAAAUUGCCAAAUAUAAACUUAAUUAUUUGGUUCUUUCUUGUGUUUUUAUACAAUAUUUUUCAUUAAUAAAAUGUAUAGUUGAUAUUACAA